Molecule: messenger RNA, 1455 nt
Organism: Nannizzia gypsea CBS 118893
Lineage: Eukaryota; Fungi; Ascomycota; Eurotiomycetes; Onygenales; Arthrodermataceae
Exons: 3
Coding region: 1-1455 (484 amino acids)
Biological process (GO): arginine metabolic process
Cellular component (GO): mitochondrial matrix
Molecular function (GO): transaminase activity; pyridoxal phosphate binding; identical protein binding
Source: RefSeq, a predicted model, not a curated record
AUGGCUUCUCAAGCAGCUCUACGGCGCGUUGGAGCUAGAGCUCUGCAGCAUGGGGUCAGCCCCCUGUCGCGACGGCGAUGGGCUUCGACAGGUUCAAGUCCAGAGGUGGUGGACCCUUUCAAGAGCAAGCCUUCUAGCACAGUUACUCGGAUAGAACAUGACGACCUGCCAGGAAAUCUAUCCAAGCGGAGCGACCGCUUCGUGGAAGGAAUCAUGCCUUUCAUGGUGCCUACGUACGUCCGACCAACGCCGGUGAUGGCCAGGGGAAGCGGCUGUUACCUGUGGGACAUGGAGAAUAAGCAGUAUCUCGACUUCACGGCUGGUAUUGCGGUCACCUCUCUCGGCCAUUCAGACCCAGGGCUGUCGCAGGUCCUAUCAGAGCAGUCUGAGAUAUUGAUACAUGCAUCCAACCUCUUCCAUAACAAACAUACUGGCAAACUGAGCCAGGCACUCGUCAGCACUACUCUAACCUCAGGAGCAAUGCGGACCGCCACACAAGCGUUCAUUUGCAAUUCUGGCGCCGAAGCAAAUGAGGCAGCCCUUAAGUUUGCCCGGAAAGUAGGCCACAGCCUCGAUACUACCGGCGCAAAGCAUGAAAUUGUCUCCUUCCAAGGAUCGUUCCACGGCCGAACCUUUGGUGCUCUAUCUGCUACUCCAAACCCCAAAUACCAAGCUCCAUUUGCCCCCAUGGUCCCCGGAUUCAAGUAUGGAAAGUACAACGACAUCGAACAGCUGCCAACCUUAAUCACCGACAAAACAUGUGGUGUUAUUGUCGAACCAAUCCAGGGCGAGGGCGGAGUGAACGUAGCAUCCGCGGAAUUUCUCGGCGCUCUCCGCGCACGAUGCGACCAGGUCGGAGCGGUGCUGAUCUUCGACGAGAUACAAUGUGGUCUCUCUCGCACAGGCAGCCUCUGGGCACAUGCUCACCCUUCUCUCAAGCCAAGGGAUGGCUCCAAGGCCGCUCAUCCCGACAUCCUCACUACAGCCAAGGCACUUGGGAACGGUUUCCCCAUCGGUGCUACAAUCAUUUCCUCUGAUACGGUAGGGAAAUAUAUCAAGGUUGGAGACCACGGAACCACUUUUGGCGGAAGUCCACUUGCCUGUGCCGUGGGUAACCAUGUCUUGACCCGUCUGGCCAACAAGGACCUCCAGGAUUCCGUUAACUCUAGAUCCCAAACCCUCGUCAAGGGGCUGAAACGGCUUCAGGAACGGUAUCCCGAUGCUGUGUCUGAGGUCCGAGGUCGAGGUUUAAUUCUCGGUUUGCAACUUACUGCUCCCUAUGUUAGUAAGGUUGCUGAUAUCCUUGGGUCGGCAAGGGAUAAGGGGCUGCUCAUAAUCUCUGCUGGAGAAGGUUGCAUUCGAUUUGUUCCCCCACUAGUCAUUACUGACGCGGAGAUUGAAGUCGGACUAGGCAUUUUGGACGAAGCUAUGAGCGAGGUUAUCAGCCAGGCUUAG